This is a messenger RNA of Macadamia integrifolia, 716 nucleotides long. Its product is annotated as acyl-coenzyme A thioesterase 13-like. The coding region runs from base 67 to 537 and encodes 156 amino acids. NCBI's taxonomy places the organism in Eukaryota, Viridiplantae, Streptophyta, Magnoliopsida, Proteales, Proteaceae. Gene Ontology annotation, molecular function: fatty acyl-CoA hydrolase activity. The record is from RefSeq and is a predicted model, not a curated record. The transcript is spliced from 3 exons.
AUUUGGUUGGGAUGCUGUGUCGUUGUUGUCGAAUGUUAAUUGAGGAAUUGAGUUGCAGAAACAUAAAUGGAUUUGGAUUCAGUGAAGAGAUUAUUAGAGAGAGAGGGAGAGGAGACUGAAAGUGCUUCGAUCGAUGCAGUGCCCAACAAACUUCCGUUUUUUGACCGUUUUAUUUUGCAAGGAAUUCAGCUCGAUGUCAUCGAACCAGGUCGACUUGUCUGCUCCAUGAAAGUCCCUCGUAGCCUUGUGAACUCUGAUAACUUCCUGCACGGCGGGGUGACGGGAACGCUGGUAGACAUAGUUGGGGCAUUAACAAUGGAAACUGUUGGAGCUCAUGAAACCGGUGUUUCUGUUGAAAUUAAUAUCACCUACUUGGAUGCUGCAUUUCCGGAUGAAGAAAUUGAAGUUGUGGGGGAAGUGUUACGUGUUGGGAAGGCAAUUGGAGUCGUCAGUGUUGAGUUGAGGAAUAAGAAGACUGGGAAGAUAUUUGCACAGGGACGUCACACUAAGUAUCCUGUUGCAUCUAGUAAAUUAUAAGGAUCCUAUAACCUUAUCCAUUAAAUGUUCAAAAACUAUUAUCUUCACAUCUUCAGUCUGUAGGAAGGAGUAAAGCCAAAGCAGCUUAAUUGAGGGCCUCUAUUGUUGUAUAUCUUUGUGGCACAAAUUCUUAUUUCAGUCAUUAUAAGGGCUAUGUGGUACGCCACUCUCAGCUUUAA